CCCGCCCCCGCUCAGCCGCAUUAGGCCGGGAAGCCGCGGCUGAGGGGUGGCGUCUCUUUCCUUCUGCAGAGGCCUAACCCGCGCGCUCCCGGGAGUCGCCCGUCCCUCUCCCCCUACCCCUACUUGUCAGCCCGGCGGUGCGGCUAUGGGGUGGUGGCGGCGGCCGGAGGCCGGCAUCGGGGCCCGCGGCGUGCUGGCGCUGCUGGCCCUGGCCCUGUGCGCGCCCGAGGCCUGGGGCCGGGCGCUCGAGUGGUACUCGGCGGUGGUGGGCACACAGUACGUGGCCCCGAAGACUAACCUGACGGUAUGGAGCGUCUCGGAGAGCGGCCGCUUCGGCGACAGCUCGCCCAAAGAGGAUGUAGAGGGCCUGGUAGGGGUCCCGCGCGCGCCCGACGGAGACCCAGAAGGCUGUGCGCCGGACACGAGCUUCCAGGUGCCCGGCUGCAGGGGGUCUGCGCCCUGGGUCGCCCUGGUGGCGCGCGGGGGCUGCACCUUCAAGGACAAGGUGUUGGUGGCGGCGCGGAGGAAUGCCUCGGCUGUGGUCCUCUACAACGAGGAGCGCUACGGGAACCUCACCGCGUCCAUGUCCCACGCAGGAACAGGAAACAUAGUGGUCAUAAUGGUUAGUUACCCAAAAGGAAGAGAAAUUUCGGAACUGGUGCAAAAUGGAAUUCCAGUAAAGAUGACCAUUGGGAUUGGCACACGUCAUGUCCAAGAAUUCAUCAGCGGUCAGUCUGUGGUGUUUGUGGCCAUUGCCUUCAUCACCAUGAUGAUUAUCUCAUUAGCUUGGCUAAUAUUUUACUAUAUACAGCGUUUCCUAUAUACUGGCUCACAGUUUGGAAGUCAGAACCUUAGGAAAGAAACUAAGAAAAUUAUUGGCCAGCUUCCACUUCAUACGGUAAAGCAUGGAGAAAAGGGAAUUGAUGUUGAUGCUGAAAAUUGUGCAGUGUGUAUUGAAAGUUUUAAAGUAAAGGAUAUUAUCAGAAUUCUGCCAUGCAAGCAUAUUUUUCAUAGAAUAUGCAUUGACCCAUGGCUUUUGGAUCACCGAACGUGUCCAAUGUGUAAACUUGAUGUCAUCAAAGCCCUGAGAUAUUGGGGAGAGCCAGAGGAUGGACAGGAUAUGCCACCUCCAGAAUCUCCCAGUGGCAGGGCUCUGGCUGCAAAUUUGAGUCUGACUUUGCCAGGUGAUGAGAGAAGUGACGGGAGCAGUCUGCCCUCAGCACCCCCUGCUGCGUCUGAACUGCCCUGUGAUGCCAGCUUUAAAGGAGAUGCAGGUGAAAACACAGUGCUUCUCGCUCAGGUGCGCUGUGAGAGAGGCAGCGUGCUUGCGACUGUGAUCCUCUGUACCCCUCCCUGCCUGCCAUCCUGCUUCGCUCUCCAGUGUCUGUAGCCGCAGAAAACCACAAGGGCCAGAGAAGUGUAGGAGCACCCACUGUUUCUCAGGUAAUAAUGUCCCACAUCUGUCUUUUUAGGGAUAUUAAAUAUACGGCCUUUCCCAAAAGAUUACUCCCACAGCUACUGAGGAAUGAUGACAAUAAAAGGCCGAAUUGCAGUGUCUCCAUCAGCAGUUUGCUCUCUGUGUGGGCACACGAUGACAAAACCUCCUGAAGCGACCCACUGGUCUGACCUCAGUAACAUCACUAACAUCAAGCUUCAUGCCAUGGGAGUGGUUGUGAAAGGCAUCCCAAAGAAAAUAAUCAUUGAGACCUCAGACUACACUGGGGCUCGAAUGGGUAGUGAAUACUAGUCUGUGUUCCAUAAGGUACACUUACUUGAACCAAGGACUAUAGAAGUCUAAAGAUAAUAAUAAUAGACCUUUAAGAAUAGGUGUGUGUCCCUAUACACUAGAAAUGAGAUAUCCAGUGUAAUAAAAUUCCCCAGUAAAAUACAGAAUGUGCCCAAAAAUGUUUAUACACAUUUUAAGAAAGGAAAAAAACUGUAUUAAAAGUGUACUCGGGCAGCACUUAUGGCUCAGUGAGUAGGGCGCUGACCCCAUAUACCAAGAGUGGCAGGUUUGAACCCAGCCUUGACCAAACUGCAACAAAAAAAUAGCCGGACAUUGUGGCGGGUGCCUGUAGUCCCAGCUACUCGAGAGGCUGAGGCAAGAGAAUCGCUUAAGCUCAGUAGUUGGAGGUUGCUGUGAGCUAUGACACCCCAGCACUUUACCAAGGGCGACAUAGUAAGAUUCUGUCUCAAAAGAAAUUUUUUUUAAGUGUAAUACUCAAAUAUACCAAUAACAAAAGAUGAGCACAAAUCACCUUGAACACCUCUUGGAAUCGCAGAACUCAAACCUUACUUGAAUAUUACAUUUUAUUAAUACAGUUCUUUCCUUCCUUAAAAAAUGUAUACAUUUUUUUGGCAGCAUCUGUAGUUUAACAUCUUUUUGCACACAUUAAAAUUUUAUUUGCUCAAUGAGAGUCAUACUUUGUCACCCUCGGUAGAGUGCUGUGGCGUCAUUGCUCAUGGCAACCUCAAACUCUUGGGCUCAAGUGAUUCUCUUGCCUCAGCCUCCCAAGUAGCUGGGAGUACUGGUGCCUGCCACAACUCCUGGCUAUUUUUAGAGAUGAGGACUUUAUCUGGCUCAGGCAGUCUACCCACUUUGGGCUCCCAGAGUGCUAGGAUUACAGGCAUGACCCACAAUGCCCGGCCCCAACAAAUUUAGUUUUUAAAGUUUAAAAACAUUUAUCAGGCCAAGCAUGGUGGCUUACAUCUUGUAAUCUUAGCACUUUGGAAGGCAGGAUCAUUUGAAGUUAAAAGUUUGAGACCAGCCUCAGCAACACAGUGAGACCCCCCCAACUCUAUAAAAUUAGUGUAUACCUUUAGUCAGCAGCUGUUUGGGAGGUUGAGGCAGGAGGAUCACUUGAGCACAGGAGUUUUGAGUUUGCAGUGAGGCUAUGAUGAGUUACAUUUUGUGAAAUUUCUACAAUGUUAUAGUUAGCCAUGAUGCUUUCUACAGCAAAGUAUAAGUGAAUUGAAAAAAAAGUAUUUGUACUGCUUUCAUUUAAACAUGAUGGUAGGCUUGGCGCCUAUAAGGCGCCAACCACAUGCACAAGAGCUGGCAGGUUCUAAUCCAGCCCAGGCCUGCCAAACAACUACAGCCAAAAAAUAGCUGGGUGUUGUGGCAGGUGCCUGUAGUCCCAGCUACUUGGGAGGCUUCUGAUUAAGAGAAUCGCUUAAGCCCAGGAGUUGGAAGUUGCUGUGAGCUGUGAUGCUAUAGCACUCUACCCAGGGUGACAGCUUGAGGCUCUUGUCUCCAAAAAAAUAAACAAACAUAAGGGUAAAAGUUGGUCCAUUACUUUAGAUGAGUUUUAUGAUGGGCUAAAGAGAAACCUGGGAACACUAGUACUUUCUGUGAGCUGACUAUAAAAUUAUAUUGAAUCCCAGAUUUCAUCUUGGGGGAAUUUUUCUGAUAACAGUAGUAACUGCAUAAAAAAGAACAGACUGGAUGUAAAUGUAAUCAGUAAAUGUCUUAGAAUGACUAUAUAAAAAGUUCUUCCAAUGCAUUGUUUGAGAUACCCUUAAAAUGUUACCUUAAAUGGAUAUCACUCAAGAUCUAUGAGCCAUCAUUCUCUACGGGGACGUGAAUCAUUUAGUAUUCCUUGAAAUUGUGUAUAUGUACUCUGUAAGAACAAAAAUUGAUCUUUCUGUAAAAUUGAAGUUAGAGAAUUAUUUGAAAUAGCUAGUUUUAGGAAUAUUUACUGCUGUCUUCUUUUUUAAACAGGUGAUCUGAAGAUUAAUUAAAGCUAGAAAUUGGAACUAGAAAAUCCGAAGAAUUGAAGAUGUUUUAACAUCAGUUACAUUGAACUCAUUUGAUUACACUUAAAGUUGAUUUCAGUUAAUUGAAUCCCAGAAUUAUAGUUUUUUACUUUACGUAAACUCUUACUGAGAACUUUUUGUUGGUGUUAUGAAUGUAAAUCUUGGUUAAAUAUUUUUAUAAAAUGUUCUCUAAGUACAAUUAUUUGUUGUAAGCCAUUUAUUUAAAUUUGAAAAUCUUUCCUCUUCCAAGUAAACAUCAAUAUUGUGAUCUUGAUCCUUA
Nycticebus coucang (slow loris) is the source of this 4036-nucleotide messenger RNA. RefSeq names its product ring finger protein 149 (gene RNF149). NCBI's taxonomy places the organism in Eukaryota, Metazoa, Chordata, Mammalia, Primates, Lorisidae. The record is from RefSeq and is a predicted model, not a curated record. Bases 146 to 1390 code for a protein of 414 amino acids. The transcript is spliced from 7 exons.